AUGGAGAUUGAGAACGAAACUAAACCGCUUUCCGAACAGCCGGCUGUUCAGGACGCCGAACUUCCCCCGGUAACCAAAGAGGAACAAGGGCAGGAGCCAGAGCAAGACAAAGUUCAAGUACAAGAAAAAGAGGAACAACCAGACUUAGAGAAGGUGGAACAACCAGCACUAGAAAAAGACGAACAACAAUCUCCAGGAGAAACACAAAAAUCACAAGAUCUCCAAGAAAUACAAGACAAUGUCCUAUAUAAAAUACAUGAGAUCCUAACGAAACACUCGUCUACACAAUCAGAGUUCAUACCACAGCUUUAUCACUCAUUGAAGCUCAUCAGUAAACAGCCCAAUAACAGUUCAAAUUCUCUUGAUGCUGCUACCUCCAGCAUAAGACAUCGAUUGAAAACUGCUAAAGCUCUGUUACAGCAAGACCCCCAGGCCAUCGAACUGCUCUCAAAAACUCCAGAACAAUGGCAAGCACAUAUCCUGGAGAAGAGAGCAGAACUAGAAAAGAAGAAGCAACAUUUGCAACGUCUUCGAGAAAAUGUGCAAAAGCAGUAG
Kluyveromyces marxianus DMKU3-1042 is the source of this 555-nucleotide messenger RNA. RefSeq names its product Cse2p (gene CSE2). The record is from RefSeq and is a predicted model, not a curated record. The transcript has a single exon. NCBI's taxonomy places the organism in Eukaryota, Fungi, Ascomycota, Saccharomycetes, Saccharomycetales, Saccharomycetaceae. Gene Ontology annotation, molecular function: transcription coregulator activity. Gene Ontology annotation, biological process: regulation of transcription by RNA polymerase II. Gene Ontology annotation, cellular component: mediator complex. The coding region runs from base 1 to 555 and encodes 184 amino acids.